This is a messenger RNA of Lingula anatina, 3055 nucleotides long. RefSeq lists its product as uncharacterized. The record is from RefSeq and is a predicted model, not a curated record. Lineage: Eukaryota; Metazoa; Brachiopoda; Lingulata; Lingulida; Lingulidae.
UGUGUCAUUAUGAUGUACUUAUAUAUAUCGCACUCAUGUGUACGGCGUACUUUUAUGUCAUUUCGUGCAUUGACUGCUGAUUUCAUAUAAGGAAGCGGAAGCGAGACCGCGCAAACAAUCUAACAAUAAACAUACUCGUACAAUGAAUAACCUCACAAUUCUAGAGUGUCAACUUCUUAUGAACAGCUAUAGUUAUAUAGUCAAAACAAGGGCAAUGCGUAUAUUUUUAGACCUGCUUUCUCACAAGGCAUCCAGCUGUGAACGCUCGAACAUGAACAUAGGUGAAGAGCGCUUGACAUAAUACAUGUAGUCCUAUAAACAUUGAAACUCUAUACCGUCACCACGCAUAUUAAAAACCAUUGUGAAGAUACGAAACAGGAAGUUGUUGCGUUUUGAGUCAUUCGAUUCGUUUGAUUUUAGACAGUCUGCACAGGGGAAUAGAGGAAAGACAUGGCUUCAGGCAUGCUCGAUGGUAUAUUGCAGUAUAAAUACAAAUUCGUCGGUCGUGAGUCUGAGCUUCAUAAAGUUCUAAAUGAAUGGGAAUCGCGACGAAUAAUUGGUGUCUACGGUCCACCUGCCAUCGGCAAGACCGAGUUUGCUGAGAGAGUCGUACAAGAAGUCGGUAGGGUCCGACCGCUUGAGGUGGCGAAGGUGAACCUCAAAAGUGUGCGGUCUGUUCGCCAUAUUAUCGAACGAUUCAGUCAAGCCACUGCAUUUCUUCAACCAUUCCCUUCUGAAGACUCUAACGAUGAGGCGUCACUGUUUAAAUGGAAGUAUGACUUAGCCGCGCAUAUAGGAAAUAGACUAAAGGAGUGUCAGAGGUAUGUUUUGGAAAUAGAUAACUGCGAUCACGUCGUCGUCGCAGAUGAAAAGAACUUUAACGAAUCCAAAUCUCAGAAGGGCUUAACAGCCGAUCAAAAAGGGAUUGCGGACGCGGAACCUUCCUUUUUGUGGCACGAUAGACCCCUCCAAACAGUAUUACUUGACCUAAUAUCAUGCUUGGUCAAAUACUGUAAAAACGUGUGGAUAUUGGUGGUGUCAAGAACCGAUUUCCGAUUUGCGUCUUUAAGCAAACUCUACAUCUGCGUCCAGCUGCCUCGGUUGUCCACUGGAGAAGGAGGGUCACUGCUGCACGAGGUAUGCCCAUCGGUCAAGUUCAGAAAUGACCAACUUGAGGAAAUAGUGGAGAGAUGUGAAGGGGUGCCUCUGCACAUUAUAGCCGUAGGAGACGAAUUAAAUCAAAGCGGGGAUCUAUAUUCACCAGGGGAAUUGCUAGAAGCUCUCAGGGAAAAGAGACUAAAAUGUCUUGGAGGAGAAGGCCUCGCAGACGACGAGAGAGCGGAAAAAGUAGAAGCGAGGGACUUCGCUCGGUUACCGCAAGAGCUGCAGAAUCAUCUCUAUUCGCUAGCCAGCUUACAGAAUGGGUUUACUAAAAAUGAACAUGCCUCUCCCGCCAUGGGAACGCGGGCCGUCUCCGCACCUCUACGGAGACGUAACAAGUUAGAAUAUGAUUCAGAGAAUGACAAACUUUCCAUUCCUAGAUUAACAGGGGAAUAUGUUGGGGAGCAGAUUACACCGAAACUGCCAAAAAGUUAUGACGAGAAUAGCGCAAAGGAAAAGGAUUUGACUGAAUCCCAAGCCUCCGUGGCACAAGACCAGCAGCAGACCACUACACCUUCAUCAUCCUUCCGACAGAAAGACUGCCUGGGGACCGAGGAUACUACUGCUAUCUACACAACCGAAAGCACCACCAACGCCAAACAUGAACCAGCGCCUAAAGCGGACAGCAAACGACCGAAACGAAACAAACUGACGGUGGCUGAAUACAUAAAACAAAACAUACCUUUGGUUGCAGACAACGCCCCUAUCAAAACAGCACAAAACUGUACGCAUGGGGGUAUUUUGGGUUAUCCAAAAAUCACGUCUUUGCUGGAUACGCAGUAUCGCGGAAGUUCGCAAUUCGUAUCUACGCCUCGCUCAUCUGAUACAGAAAACAGGGCGGAUGUUCCAUGCACAAAAUCUGAUGUCUCAUCUGUAAGAUCACCAGGAACUGCCGCUAUCAGUGGUCGCUUGAAUGACACUCACCUCGACAAGUUUAAAGGUUAUGUAGGGAGAGCGGAGAAAGAACUGAACAACUUCCCUGGUCCACCGAGGGAAGAGUGGAAUAUCUGGUCAGACACUUUGCGACAAGACGAGACAGGACCACCGUCAAAUGAUGACAAUAACGAAGAUUUGAACAAGCCUAAUCAGGAUGGUUAUCUGCUGUUAAAUGUGCCAAUUUCUGUUGUGGGUAAAAAUUUGGAAUGAUGAUUGAAUUAAUCGACGAGAACUGGAAUAAACACAUCGUACACUAUAUGCCCAUCAAGCGCUUGAAGUAAACUGGACUUGAUGUGUUCUUGCGAGUUGCACCACUGCUUCCGGAUGGCCUCCACAGACUUCUGACAACUUUGGGAUGGGGUAAAAGGGUAGAGUAUGUUCCAAGGAUAUGUGCAGUAUUACCUAUACUGCCAAAAUAUUUCAAAGCGGACUGUCUGGACAUAUGACGAACCAAAGCCUGCACAGUACCAUCUGCACUAACCUGCUUUUAUUAUCGUUAUUAUUUUUUAAUAAAUGCUCAAUGUUUUUCCUUAAUGUUUUGUUAUGGCGUCACUGCACAUCAAUUUUUAUAGCUCGUCACCACGUGGUUUUGGAAUUAAUGAGAAAAGUUUAAACAACUAAUACGAUCUUAUCAUGCUCUAGGCCUAUUUAUAUGUUUUAUAUUUAUACCCAAAAGGGCAAAAUUGCAAAAUAAAAAGCAAACCUGUUUCAUCAUUCUUGUUAAUUAUUCCUGGGUUUUUCUAACAGAUAUAAGCAAAUUACGUUCCAAUUAAAAAAAUAGAUUUAAACAAUGCGGCAUGCAAAGUUAUGCUGAUCAAUUUUAAGCAAUAUGCUUUGAAAUUCGUUAUACAAAUCGUCCCUUUACUUAUUAAACAUACAGUUUUGUACGUUUGUUAAGCCUAUCUAAGCUCAACGUAUAUUUGUAAGCAAACUGUCUUGUCAAACAAAUACACUUUUA